Molecule: messenger RNA, 1314 nt
Organism: Diaporthe citri
Lineage: Eukaryota; Fungi; Ascomycota; Sordariomycetes; Diaporthales; Diaporthaceae
Exons: 3
Coding region: 1-1314 (437 amino acids)
Molecular function (GO): heme binding; iron ion binding; oxidoreductase activity, acting on paired donors, with incorporation or reduction of molecular oxygen
Source: RefSeq, a predicted model, not a curated record
AUGCCCACGAAGCAUGUAUUUCUCAAGUUCGCUGGCUUGGUCAUUAUUAGCAGUCCUGAGAUUAUCCGCGAGAUGUUCGUCAACCGCGGUGUCAUCUAUUCCGGUAGACCAGUGCUCUACGUUAGCCGUGACCUGAUAUUCCCGGACCAGGAUCACAUGUUCAUGAUGCAGAACGACGAGAUGCUGCGGCGCACCAGAACUGCCUUUAAGCGACUCACCGGGCCGGCCGGACUCAAAGAGGCACUACCGUUCCAAGAAGCCAUCACGUCUAAGUUGGUCUCGGAUCUGUCCGUUGACGAGCAGUCUCCGGAGAGGUGCAUCCGGCUGUGGAGUUUCAGGACUGCCAUGACCGCCAUACUGGGCCCAGUUGCAGACGACAAAGCUUCUGAAGUGCUUGAUGAGUGGACGCUCAUACAGCACAGGCUCGUCGAGAGCGUUGAGGCAACCAUGUCCUCCGCGUUUGAAUUGCUGCCUUUCCUGAAAUACUUGCCAUUCAUCCCUGGAAAAGAGAACGCAAGGCAAAUCGGAGUCUCUUUGCGUGCUAUGUACACAGAUCUAUUCGGACGUUUGAGAUUUUAUCUGUCUCAAGCUCAAAGUUCUGUCGUUGACAUCAAGUACUGGGGACUAGUUGGCAACAUUAUACGGGACCAAGAAAAGGAGAAAGAGGGAGUGGAAAACCACAAAUCCCAUUUCACCGACUCACAACUCAAGACACUGGCGCAAUUUGUGCAGGAUGCGGCAACAGACACGACGCUCUCGACUGCAAUGACUUGCAUCAUGGCUCUAACGGCACAUCCACACCUACUACAGAAGGUUCAGGAAGAGGUGGGUACUGUCUGCGGCCGAGGGAACGUGCCGUCACAGAACCUUGACAAGUUGCCCUAUGUGAAAGCAUGCGUGCUUGAGGCAUUGCGGUGGAGGCCACCAGCGCCUGUUCUGCUCCCACAUCGACUUGAGCAGGACGACCACAUACGAGGGUUCUUCAUUCCCAGGGGGACGAUGAUCAUCGCGAACGCAUGGGCCGCUAAUCACGACCCAGCACAUUUCGACAAGCCAGAGAUCUUCAACCCCGAUCGCUUCGUGGGCGUCGAAAGCUAUCCGGGCUUGUAUCCCUUCGGAAUCGGUCGUCGAUCGUGCCCGGGUGAUCAAUUUGCGCUGAACACCUUGAUCAUUGUGAUCGCAAAACUUGCAUCGACUUUCGACUUCGCCUUCGAUGGCCCGGCCCCGGACUCUAGCAUUGAGAAUGGGUACAAUGCUGGUGUUGUCAUGUCGCCGAAAGCGUUCCCUGUCAAGUUCAUCCGGAGGAAAGCUUGA